AUGCCUCGUGCUGAGACCAUUGCCGAUCGAAUCGAUACCGACCGCGAGGUCGACGACUCGGAGGCCACAGACAGGGGAGUCGCCUACAUCGAUUCGGAGUUUCGAGUCGACGACCGAGCCCGGCUAGAAGUAGGAGAAAUCCCCACCGUCUCUGACGCCGUUUGCCUCCACUGCCGGAAAAGCAAGAGGAAAUUCCGAAAAGUUUUUUCUUAUCUGCGCUCUCACCUGAAGUGGAAGAGGGGGAAGCAGACAUCUUCUUCGAUGCCGAUGUCGACGACGGCGACGGAUAUGGGCGAUAAGAAAGUUGUCCUCUUCGAUCUCGGGGGUGUGAUCGUUACCCCACCCCAAAGGGCGCUCUUGAAGUACUGCGAGGAAGCUGGACUGCCCAGGAAUUUCAUCUUUAACGUGAUAUCGCAAGGUCGGGCAAACAACACAUUCGGUCGCCUUGAGACGGGGGAACUCACAGUUACUCAGUUUGCGACCGAGUUCGAGCAGGAAUGCAGGCGGGUAGCCGAGGAGCAGGGUUUGGUGAUACCGGAUAGGUUCAGUGCAACCGAGAUGAUCCACUUCAAAGAUCCGGAUCUUAUUCCGGAGAUGCUCAACGCUGUAGCCGUACUCAAAGAACACGGUAUUAAGACAUGCGCCCUCACAAACAAUUACAUUGAUAAUACGUCGAACCGAGCUUAUGCAGCAGGCGGAUUAACCGCGUUUACCCUCUACUUUGACGAAUUUGUGGAAUCGUGUCGGUUAGGUGUCCGAAAACCGGACCCGAGCAUAUUUCAGGAGGCCCUGUCGAGACUUGGCGCCGAAGCAAACCAGGCUGUUUUCUUGGACGAUUCUGAAGUGAACACUAAGGCAGCCGAAGCUCUGGGGAUGUCCACCAUCUUGGUCGAUGAAUCGAAAAGUGCUCUAGAACAGCUCAAAAUCAUGACUGGAAUUGAUGUCUUCAAGCAAGCCGGACCUAUCACCGUUGAUCCCGAAGAAGUCACACACAGUUACGUCACAACGAGGAGUAAAGUUCGGUUUCAUUUCGCUGAGCUUGGAAACGGGCCUCCUGUGCUUCUGUGCCACGACUUUGAAGAAGACUGGGAGGCAUGGCGAAGUCAGAUGCCAGAACUCGCCAUAGCAGGGUUUCGAGCCAUUGCCUUGGAUUUGAAAGGAUUUGGAGAAAGCAGCAAGCCAUCGGAUGCAGAGCAGUACACAUUGAAAAUCUUAUGUCGGGAUAUAUCCGAGUUCUUGGAUGCGCUGGGAAUCGCCCAGGUCACCCUCAUCGGUCAAGGCAUGGGGGCGGCAUUCGCUUGGACAUUCGCAAACCACAACACAGAUAGAGUUCGAGCCGUUGCCGGAAUCAACACAUCUCCCUCUAUCGUCCUUCCCGAAACAUUGUGCGGUGGCCAAAUCAAGAGAAUGGGGUCUCUUCGUGAUUUCAUCAGAUUUCGCCAAUCAGUAAAAGACAACAACAACAACAAUCAAGAUGUGGAGAUGGAACAAUUCUACAGAAUAGCCACCUACCAUUCUAGCGAUGAUACUAAUCCGACCAACUUAAAGAGAGAGCAUUGCCAUCUUGGUAUUGAAAUUACAGAUCUAGACCUGUCAACGAGGACAUCGAUGUCCAUGAACUGUCUCUGUUUCGAAGCAGAAAAACGAGCCAAGAAAUUUUGUAGUUAUCACCAGAGCAUUAAAGCAAAAUCUCAACCAAGGGGAGCUAAUUGGUUCAGGAACAACACGGCCAAUUGGGAGUGGAACCGGCGACUUUACGGCCGAAUGCUCAUCAUUCCAUCUUUGGUCGUGACAUCAGGUCAAGGGUCACCAAAGAAUAUCCCGGACGUCAGUGAACUACAGAAAUGGGUCCCCGACAUUGAACAUAGCCAUAUUUCAGGCUGCGAGAUCAAAACAGUCCCAGAACGAUCCUCAGAACUUAACCGAAUUCUUCGUAAAUGGCUCUUUACGAAUCACGCAGGCGAACAUACACCUCUAAUGCCAAUGUCAGUUGACUGACAUUCCCGACAGUAACCACAAGAUGGCGUCCUUCAAAUGAAGGAGAAAAAAACUAUUGACCAAUUUGGCAUGGAAUAUUAAAUUGCCAUAAACAAUGAACCAGAGAAUGUCUUUGGAUUGAAAGAAAUUACGAGAGACCUACCUCAUCUUGAAGGAUAAUUGAUUUGGAGAAAAAUAUCAGAUUCAGUCGUUGCCUCAAGAUGGCGCCCUACUCAAAGUGGAGAUCAAACUAUUGACCAAUCAGGCAUGGAAUAUUAAACUCUAUGCAGAGUUUCCCCGACUCACCCGAGAAUGUCUCUGGAUUGGAGGAAAUAACAGAGAGCCAAGUCAUGUCGAGGGUCAACUCAUUCUUAGGGAAACGAUCAGAUUUAAUUGUCGUCAUAAGAUGGCGCCCUACUCAUCAAGGGGAACAAAGUCCAUUGACCACUUUGGCAUGGAAUAUCAAAAUACCAUAGUCAUGGUUUUCUGAUCCUUUAGAGUAAAUCUUUUGAUCGAAAGAAAUUAAAAAGAGCUUGGAUGAUAAUAUAUUUUGAGGAAACGAUCAGGCUCAGUCGUUGCAAAAAGAUGGCGCCCUGACCAUAGAGAUGGGUAAAAUACCCUCGCGCUAUUGGCCGUUUUGGCAUGGAAUAUCAACAUGAUCAAAAUGCCACAGACAUGGUUUCCUGAUCCGUGAAUAUCUUUUGAUUGAAAGAAAUUACCAAAAGAUCAAUGGUCUCGAAUCUGAAUAGGCCUACAUCAAACCGGAAAUGGAACAAAUCAGAAGAGGAUCAAACCGGAAGCGGAUCAAACUGGAAGCGGAUCAAACCGGAAGUGGAUCAAACCGGAAGUGGAUCAAACCGUGUGAAUUCAAACUAGGAGCGGAUUUAACACAAAAUUGUGAAGGAAAUUUUUUCUUGAUAACUUUUCUGAGUACAAAGCUCGACCCAAUCUGAUGAUAGUGUGUAUUGUAUAACGAAGUGUCAUGAUGUUAGAAAGGGAGAGAAAAGGUAUAUUCCUGAAUCUCCUUCAUAUAAUGAACGUCUUGUAGGUUCAGAACAGGGUAGGCCUUUAUUUUAGGGGAGCCUUUGUAAAGAAAAUGUGUCAAAAAUAGUAAAUCUUACAUGUCCGAGAAAUGCAGAAAAGCCUAUGACAUCGGACAUUGUGAUUUAAAACUAAUAUAGAAAUUGUAAAUUGUAAAAUAAAAUACUUUUGUCAAGUCGUUUGUAAAUUUUUUCGAUAUGAAUAUUCUGAAUUGCAAAAUUCUAUUUUUUUUUAUAGGCAGAGUAUAUUAAUAAUAUCACUUCGAAAGAGAUGCCCUUUAGAGCAGAGGGGGUUAUCUUACAGAGUGAGACUUAAAAGAGGAAAGACGCUUGAUGAUCACCCAUGACGCUUUUUGCUUAUUGAGAUGGUUGGCAACCAUUACUGCAUUAAUUGUGAUUAAUACUAACUUAAUGCAAUCUGUACAUGUCUGUAUAAUAUGUAUAAUUAUCAGUACAUAAUAAAAAAUAAUGAUGUAUGAAUUGUGUAUAUGUAUAUUCUCAGGAAAAUGUGAUUGAUUUCAUAAUUUUUUUGUGAUAUAACAAUAACAACAUCCGUCUAGCAAAAGUGAUUAUUUUAAAAUGUUAUUUCUUUACGUUAGACGUAGACGCAUAAAUCCUAUCGCCUUAGGCCAUUUUGGCCUCAGAGAUCUUACUCAGGGCUUAACAAAAAUAACCAAAAACAAUUAUCCUGAUUUUUGUACGAAUCAACAUUCAGAGUAAAAGUGGAAUUUAUUCACACGUCCGUUUCUUCCUUGGUUUAAUAAACUUUAAAUGAUCUGUAUAACUGCAGAGAACCAAACAGGAGAUAUUGAUAUUUUGUCUCUUUUCUAAUGGCACAUCGCCCUCUACGGUUGAAGUAAGCAAAUGCAGUAAACCCCUUUAAUCCUCCAUGAAUACUUCGCAGUUCCCAAUAUAUUAAAUGAUAAAAAAAAUUGAACUUGGCUUGGAAACAAAUUCGUUUCUGACAGAAUUUUCAAGCAUAAUCCACCCUCAAAUUUCAAAAGUUGAUUUUUGGCUAAACAGAUCGUAAAAUUAAGCCACUGCCCCUUUAUUCGAUUCUAAUUUGAAAUGGACAUUUUUAACUUCCUUUUCAAUAAAUUUUCUCUCUGUUAUAUCGAAAAUGCACAUAUUUCUGCUAGACAGUAUUAUAAUAUAUACAUUAUGUAAAUCUGCUUUUAACCAGGGAUAUUAUGAUUAUUCCAUAAAUUUCUGUCGAUUCAGAGAAAGUUUUUAUUUCAUGUAAAUGUUUUCAUUCUACUCAUAUAACCAUGAUAACGCUCUAUCCAAGCGAGUCUCGGAACACUAUUUAAUAUUGCAAAUUGUUUGUAUAUUUUGUGUAACACAAUACUAACAAAUUUAGUCGGAAUUUAUAUGCGUUUUACAUAUUGCAAAUCUAUUUUCUUAUAAACUUUCAAAGCGAGUUGAAUUCAAUAUAUAUUUAUACAAAUCAGACGCGCACAUCCCCCCUUUUUUUUUUUGGGGGGGGGGGGGUUGGGGGCAGGACAUUUCGGUUGACUUAUUUUUCCAGUUUGUUGAUCAAACUAGAACCAAAUUCAAUGAAAAAAAAUCUGUUCUGUUUCGAUAGAGGGCGCUACAUGAGAUCAUUUACUCAACACUCAUCUGCAAAAGAGAUAAUUUUUUAUUCUGUUCAGGGGAAAAUGAUCAUCUUUUACAAAGUCUGCUUUAUUUGUCGAUUGAUUAUACAUUUUUUUCUCUGCUCUCACAUUGUUAUGUAAAAGAAAUUGGGCAGUUAUAUUUACUUUGUAAUAAUUCUGAAAAUUUGUCUGUAAUCUCGUUGAUAUGAAUAUAUUUCUCUGUUUCAUUUACAUGCACAAAACAUUGAUUUAUAUAAAUCGAUUUGAAAGAGGAAGAAAAUAAAAUAUUAUUUAAAAAAUCCUUUUCUUGCGAAGUCGCUAGUUAUUUUUUCGCGCACUAUAGCUUGUCAUUUUUAUACUUUACAGUUGUAGUAUUUUUUUUUUUCAUUUUUGACAUUAUCUCUUUUAUCUUGCUUAUUUUAUGUUAACCGUUUGUGGAAUAUCAGUAUUACUGCAGAAAAAAUGUUUGGUUUGAUCAACAUUUUAAGAAUUGUUUGGUUGCUGUGAAGUGUGAACAGUAUCUGUACAUAUAAACUUGUGAUUUCGAUUAAAGUAUAGUUUGUUUAGUGAUUUAUGGAUUUAAAUGUACAACAUCGACUAAACUAAUAAAUUGUGAAUUUAAUAAAAAUGAAAGUAGUAGUAUGUUCA
Molecule: messenger RNA, 5260 nt
Organism: Lytechinus pictus (painted urchin)
Lineage: Eukaryota; Metazoa; Echinodermata; Echinoidea; Temnopleuroida; Toxopneustidae
Product: bifunctional epoxide hydrolase 2-like
Exons: 20
Coding region: 1-1998 (665 amino acids)
Source: RefSeq, a predicted model, not a curated record